UCUGCGGGGCGGACGCCGCGGGCAUGGACUAUUCGUACGACGAGGACCUGGAUGAGCUGUGCCCAGUGUGUGGGGACAAGGUGUCCGGAUACCACUACGGGCUGCUCACGUGCGAGAGCUGCAAGGGCUUCUUCAAGCGCACUGUGCAGAACAACAAGCACUACACGUGCACCGAGAGCCAGAGCUGCAAGAUCGACAAGACGCAGCGCAAGCGCUGUCCCUUCUGCCGCUUCCAGAAGUGCCUGACGGUGGGGAUGCGCCUGGAAGCCGUGCGCGCUGACCGUAUGCGGGGCGGCCGGAACAAGUUUGGGCCCAUGUACAAGCGGGACCGGGCCCUGAAGCAGCAGAAGAAGGCACAGAUUCGGGCCAAUGGCUUCAAGCUGGAGACAGGCCCCCCAAUGGGGGUGCCUCCGCCACCCCCUCCCCCACCGGACUACAUGCUGACCCCCAGCCUGCACGUGCCUGAGCCUAAGGGCCUGGCCUCUGGUCCACCCACUGGGCCACUGGGCGACUUUGGAGCCUCAGCACUGCCCAUGGCCAUGCCCAGCACCCAUGGGCCACUGGCCGGCUACCUCUACCCUGCCUUCCCUGGCCGUGCCAUUAAGUCUGAGUAUCCAGAACCCUAUGCCAGUCCCCCGCAGCCUGGGCCGCCCUAUGGCUACCCAGAGCCCUUCUCUGGAGGGCCCAGUGUGCCCGAGCUCAUCCUACAGCUGCUGCAGCUGGAGCCUGAUGAGGACCAGGUGCGGGCACGCAUCGUAGGCUGCCUGCAGGAACCUGCCAAAGGCCGCCCCGACCAGCCAGCACCCUUCGGCCUCCUGUGCAGGAUGGCUGACCAGACCUUCAUCUCCAUCGUGGACUGGGCUCGCAGGUGUAUGGUGUUCAAGGAGCUGGAGGUGGCUGACCAGAUGACACUGCUGCAGAACUGCUGGAGUGAGCUGCUGGUGUUCGACCACAUCUACCGCCAGGUCCAAUACGGCAAGGAGGGCAGCAUCCUGCUGGUCACUGGCCAGGAGGUGGAGCUGACCACAGUGGCUGCCCAGGCGGGCUCCCUGCUCCAUGGCCUGGUGCUGCGGGCGCAAGAGCUGGUGCUACAGCUGCAUGCACUGCAGCUGGACCGCCAGGAGUUUGUGUGCCUCAAGUUCCUCAUCCUCCUCAGCCUCGAUGUGAAGUUCCUGAACAACCACAGCCUGGUGAAGGACGCUCAGGAGAAGGCCAACGCUGCCCUGCUCGACUACACCCUGUGCCACUACCCACACUGCGGGGACAAGUUCCAGCAGUUGCUGCUGUGCCUGGUGGAGGUGCGGGCCCUGAGCAUGCAGGCCAAGGAAUACCUGUACCAUAAGCACCUGGGCAAUGAGAUGCCCCGCAACAACCUGCUCAUCGAGAUGCUGCAGGCCAAGCAGACUUGAGCCCGGGCCGGCCGGGGCAGGCGGGCCGGGAGGGCGCGGCUACCCGCCGCCUCCGCAGGGCUUAUUCGAUUAGGCCAACCCAGGAGCCCCAUCCCAUAGGCCCCUGACCCUAAGCUCUGGAGCUGUGUGUUUGGGGUGGUGGGUAAGGACGGGCAGGGCCUGGCUGAGGUGGGGUGGCCCUCACCAGCCACUGGCACUUGCCUGCCACUCAGAGUGCCCCAAGGAGGCGGCUGCUACCCACCCCGCCCUCCCCCUGCUCCCAGCUUCUGUCCUGGAGUCUGAAGUGCUGGCUGUCCAGGGAGGAGGUUCGGGAUUCCCUGGUGGGCCUCGAUGUCCCUCGGGUCAGAGGUCAUUCUUUCCCCCUCUGCUAGAAUCAGAGGCAGGGGGAAAGUCGAGCAGGCAUCAACAGGGAUGGCAGGUGGGGGGUCUCCAAAGCUCCCCCAUAGAGGGGACGUAAGUCCUCUGAUUUGUAAACUAGGGAUAAUGGAGUUUGCUAAGUUGGGUAGAGGCUGCAGGCCCUAGAGGACACUGGGAGACUGGUUAGGACAAAAGACCUCUCCCCUACCCCUCUACCCAUCUGACUUCUGCAGGGGAGUCUCUGACCCAUUACUGGAAAAGGAUUUUGUUACAGUUAACCUUCUGACCCUCUUCUGCCCACCCAGGAAGAGUUGGGUACAGUCAACAGACCAGUCCUGCCCACACCUGGCCAGCCCAGGCUGGUACUAACCUGCAAGGGUGUAGUUAAGAGGGUUUUUCGGUUUUGUUUUUUCCUUCUCUACUUCUCAAUCUCUUAGACAUUGCUUGAAAGGUGUGUGUGCUGGAAGGCAGGGGACAGAUGUGGGGACUGAGCUAGGUAUGGGGAUCAGCACCAAGUACCGCCCAGGCCUUCUCCCUAGACACUUUCCACCAAGACCCAGUGGUGCUGGGUUGUUCCUGAGCCCCACCACAAUACAGAGAAGAGCUGUUGCUUGCCCUCCAGCCCACUAGGUGAGCAGGAGGCACUGUGUGGCUCGGGGUCUCUGUGGGUGGGAGUCUAGGUGAAGGUGGGAGGGCACCUGGGUCUUUGGAUCAGGGUCAAUGCCAGCGAGCCCCUUCCUUGUGGCCUUGGCCCACUGGGUUCCUCACUGCAACCCUUGAAGCUGGGCCUCAGCUGCCUGGACUCCUACCUUGCCUCCCAAAGGAUAUUCUCCAGGGCCAGGAGCUAGGGAGAGGCCUCAACUGUCCUCUGUCCCAGGCUAGACACCCACUGUCUGUCCUGCUUUCGUGUCGCCGUUUGAGCUUGCGCUGAGCCUGCCCAGUCAGACAAGGCUGGAUGUCCCCCCCCCCCCCGCUGCCUUCUGCUGCCCUGUCUCAGUCCCCAUUCUGCCCCUGAAACGUGUGCCCCUGCCAAGGCCAGAGACCCACAGCCCCAAAACAAGAAGUGCCCUUACGACCCCGCCCCUGCCCGGCAGCCUUGGAAUA
Marmota flaviventris (yellow-bellied marmot) is the source of this 2870-nucleotide messenger RNA. NCBI's taxonomy places the organism in Eukaryota, Metazoa, Chordata, Mammalia, Rodentia, Sciuridae. The record is from RefSeq and is a predicted model, not a curated record.